Messenger RNA from Talpa occidentalis (Iberian mole), 1497 nucleotides. RefSeq names its product bifunctional 3'-5' exonuclease/ATP-dependent helicase WRN-like. The coding region runs from base 44 to 616 and encodes 190 amino acids. The transcript is spliced from 4 exons. The record is from RefSeq and is a predicted model, not a curated record. NCBI's taxonomy places the organism in Eukaryota, Metazoa, Chordata, Mammalia, Eulipotyphla, Talpidae.
GAAUAUAGCUGAGAAUAGAAUCCUGCCUCUCACAGAAGUUGGCAUGCACUUAUCCCAAGCGGUGAAAGCUGGCUACCCUGUUGAUAUGGAGCGAGCAGGCCUGACUCCAGAGGUUCAGAAGAUUAUUGCUGAUGUUAUCCGAAACCCUCCCAUCAACUCAGAUACAUACAAAAUGAAGCUAAUUAGAUUGUUUGUUCCUGAAAACAUUGACACAUACCUUAUCCACAUGGCAAUUGGGAUUCUGGGAAAUGAUUUGAACAACAGACUGUUAUGUCAACCUUCUUGUGAUUCCAACAAAAAGAGAUGUUUCCCCAACUCUGAAGAGAGCUGUUCAAGUUCUAAGAGAAGCAAGGAAGAAGUAUGCACUGAUACCAAGGUUGCUGGGACAUGUCCUGGUGCUAUUUCAUCAAAAGAAGAGAUUGACAGAAAUUCACCAAGACUCACUUCUGGGAAUCAGCCAUCCAGUGAUCCAGAAAUAGACGAUUUAUUUACGGAUUCUCAUUCACAGAUUUCAUCUGAAACCUUAAAUACAAAAUUACCUGAAUGGCGUGCCAGAGGAAAUUAUGCCAGCAAGAAAUCAGUAACCAAAACAAAAAAGGGGGGUCUUUUUAGUUAAUCUGGCAUUCGUCAGAGGAAUUCUGUAUGUCUUGUUUUGUUUAUAAGAUGGGAGUUUCAUUUCUGAAGGAAAUAAUAUUUCAAUUAAAAAAUUACUCUAUUCUCAAAGUAAAAUUCAAGGACUGACAUCGUAAAACAGCAUUGUACUGUUUAUUGAAGGACUGACAUCGUAAAACAGCGUUGUACAAUUCACAUAAAGCAUGUAAGUCUUCAAGAACCUGAGUGAGUGUAUCACAGAAUAGAGUAUUAAAUUAAUUUCAUACAAGAUUGCUUUAUGAAACUGUGUAACUGCCCUUUUUUUCUAAUUUAAUUUAACAUUUAUCUGGAAAAUGUAAUGUGCAGUGAUUUGAUAUAGCUAACAGCUUAGUAGUUCUUUGAUGAUUGUAUAUAAUAUAUAUUUCUAUAUUAUCAGAAUUCUGUCUUGCGAAUGAAAAAAGCAUAAUUACUUUCAAGUUAUCUUUACUAUUUUUAGAAGAAGCUGUUGUACACAUUGUUAAGUGGUGUUAGUAGACCAGACCAAUGAAAAUAAAAUAACAGUUUGGACUUUAUGUUUGAAUCUGGUACAUGAUCAAAAACUUAAAAAGUGAGUCAAACUGUUCCAAAGUUCCAAAGUGAGGGAAAAUUCUAGAAUUGGGCUAAAAUGUAACAGGAAACACUACCUAAGGGGAAAUGAGGAUUUGAUAUUUGAUAGCAGUUACAAAAAGUAAAAGUUACCUUUAUACCCCAACAUGUCCACCCCUUAUAUAUUAGUGGGAACACAAAGAAGUUGAACUUGAAAUUAUUCAUUUUUUUAUUGAGGUAAUGUUGGUAUACAACACUAUAUGAUUCAGAGGUAUAGGUUAAGUAUGUUACCACCCUCCACCCACCAGCACUGCAUCCAUA